AUGCAGCUUGGACGCUACUCUGUCUCAACCCUCCUCCCGCCGCCAGUCCACAGCAUCACCUUCUCCCCAGACGGCCGCUUCUUUGUCGUGGCUGCAGAGAAGGGAUACGAGGUCUGGAAGACAUGGCCCCUGGGACUAGUCAGAAGAAGAGUUCUCCCGGGAACUCUCGCACUGGCUCUCAUACUACCACACUCGCCUCUUCUUAUCCUCCAAGGAGGCGGUGCAUCUCCCCUGUAUGCUCCCAACAAGGUCGUUGUGUAUGAUGACAAGGUCGGAGAGGCCGUUGCUGAGCUCGAAUUCGGUGAACGGAUACGAGGCGUAUCAGCAAGAAGAGGACUUUUCUGUGUUGCUCUCUCGCGAAAGGUCGUUGUCUUCGAGUAUGGCCUGAAUGGCUUUUGGAUACGAAAGUUUGGAGAAUGGGAGACAGCCAAAAAUGAGCAAGGUCUGAUGGCAUUGUCCACAGCCCCGGGUUCGACAUUGCUGGCUCUGCCCGGCCGUCAAGCCGGUCAUGUCCAGCUCAUCCCCUUGCCCUCUUGUCCAUCCUCUUCCCCCGAUCCGCCUUCUCCAUCUCGAACCACGCCAAACUCCACCUUUCGCUCUCCCAUCAUCCUUGCUCACACCCACUCUCUCGCCUCCCUCUCCACAACUCCGUCCGGCUCACACAUACUUACCACCUCGGAACGCGGUACACUCCUGAGAGUCUGGGACACGCAAAGGGGAAGGCUGGAGAGGGAGCUGAGGAGGGGAGUAGACCCAGCCGAAAUGUGGGGAGUGAGUUUUGAAGGGGACGUGGGUGGCAAGGGAAGGGUGGUGGGCUGGAGCGAUAAAGGGACGAUACAUGUUUGGGGCCGUGGAGAGAACAAGGAGAAACUGCAAGUCGAUCAUCCUUUCAUCCACAUGCUUGCUGACAUCAAUUAG
Molecule: messenger RNA, 918 nt
Organism: Cryptococcus wingfieldii CBS 7118
Lineage: Eukaryota; Fungi; Basidiomycota; Tremellomycetes; Tremellales; Cryptococcaceae
Exons: 5
Coding region: 1-918 (305 amino acids)
Biological process (GO): autophagy of mitochondrion; protein localization to phagophore assembly site; protein lipidation
Cellular component (GO): extrinsic component of membrane; cytosol; phagophore assembly site membrane
Molecular function (GO): phosphatidylinositol-3-phosphate binding; phosphatidylinositol-3,5-bisphosphate binding; protein binding
Source: RefSeq, a predicted model, not a curated record